GCUUAACUCAAGUCAACCUACUUGUGGUUGUGUUUAAAGAGAACGCUAAAUUUGAGAAAUCAGUCUCAAUAUUCGCCAUGUUAUUAUCGUGCUGGUGUCCGUGGCAUUGUUCGAAUUUCAAAUAUUACCUUUUUAAUAUGAAAUUCAAGCGAGUUUUGUUAUUUCGAGACCAUUGGAGUUUAAGCUUUACACCCACAAAAUGUCUUCUUUCGCUUUACAACCUGCAGAACUACAACUUAGUAAAAACAAAUAAUCACUUCGUAUUGUGAGUUUGACCAAUCUCUUUUUGAUGACGUGACAUAACUUAAGCGGCAGUACUUGUUACUUCUACUGCUGCUUCUAGAGCAUCCCUUUUUCUUCCUCUUUUUUUUUUUUGUGUGUGGGUAUGUUCAGUAAAUUUGAGUUUUACAAAGAAAAUCGGAAUGAAAACAGAAAACCAUAUGACUCGGAUAGAACUAGAAGAAAGGCGCUGGAACAUUUCAGUUCCUAUUCGAACAUUCGUUGCUGGAGGACUUGCUGGAUGUGCAGCUAAAACAGUUGUAGCUCCACUGGACAGGGUAAAAAUUUUGCUUCAAGCUCAUAAUCAACACUACAAACAUCUAGGUGUUUUAUCUUCAUUACGUCAGGUCCUGUUCAAGGAAGGUUUUGUUGGACUCUUUAAAGGAAAUGGUGUGCAGAUGCUCAGGAUAUUUCCAUAUGCUGCUAUUCAGUUUUCAACAUUUGAACAAUAUAAAAAGUUUCUCAAACCAUUUUUCUCCAAUCAUCCACAUGUCAAUAAACUUGUGGCAGGCUCUUUAGCAGGUUUAACUGCAGUGUUUGUGACCUACCCACUAGAUGUUGUUCGUUCACGUGUAGCAUUUGAACUUGAGGUGGGAAUGGUUGACACAGUACGAGCAAUGCUUUACUUAGAAGGAGGGCUGCGUAGCUUCUACCGUGGCAUUAUACCGUCUAUGCUGGGAAUGGCUCCCUAUUCAGGCUUAUCCUUUUUCACCUAUGAAGUUAUCAAGUCAUUUUUCCUGGAAUACUUUCCUGACAUCUUGGGAAAGCCAUGUCCGCAGAACACUGGAGGACUUGUUCUGAUUGUGCCAGCAAAGCUUGUAUGUGGUGGCCUUGCAGGUGCUGUUGCCCAGACUAUUUCGUAUCCACUAGAUGUUGUUCGCAGAAGGCUUCAGCUGUCCUCCAUUCUUCCAGAACCACAUAAGUAUAACAGAGGUGGAUGGGUGCAUACAUUGGUAAUGGUGUACCGUGAUGAUGGCAUUUCAAAAGGCCUAUUUCGUGGGAUGACAGUCAACUAUUUGCGCAUCAUGCCUAUGGUGGGUGUAUCUUUCACAGCCUAUGAGACUCUUAAGCAAGCCCUAGGUUUGGAUACUGGCUUUGACAGAUGAUCAUGGCUGUUCAUAAGGAGAACUUUGCAUCAGUUUGUAGUUGUAGCUUGCAGUCAUGAGGCUAAUCAGUUUUUUUCCAGCCUGAAAAACAUUGGAACUUGGCAGUGUCUUAAUCUUAGAUAUGAAAAGUUUUAUAAAAUCACCCAAGUCUAGCACUUUUUUUAAUGUGCUGUGAUUUCUCCUUUGUAGGGUACUUAGUUUACUGUGUCCAAAGAAUGGUGGUGGUUGGCAUUAUCACAAUACUGUAUUUUGCAAGGAAGAAUGUUUCUGUGUACGUGUUCUCAGCUUUUAAGUUUGUAAAAGUUUCCAUCAAGAUGUUUUUCAUCAAGCCAAAUGAUCAGUCAAAAAGAUGUAAGCAAUUUUUCCAUCAGCUGUUAUGCAUAACUUGCUAUAUAUAAGAAAGUGACAUGGCAGCAUAGUGCUAUUCUUGUUGCACUCUGCUGCUCAUUUUUUGUUUUGUGUCGUAAAACAUUUUUUAAGUCAGAUGCAUUUACAGACUGGUGUACAAGGUCUUUGAUAUACUGUUCAGGUUUAAGAAUCAAAAAUGCUUUGUUUCUUAAAAGAGCUAACCUUAGAUUUCUAAUAUAACAACUGUGUGGUUAUUGGCAGAGACAUUCAAUGACUUUUACUGUAAUUGCCAAUGAUAUCCUCAUUAAUCUGUGGAGCUUAUAGCAUACUCUCUCUCUCUCUCUUGAAUCUAGUAAAAUGAUAUGCAGAAAAUUUGCUGUUAUAUUACAAAGUAAUAAAUUUAUGUAUGUAUAUAUAAAUAUAUUUAUUUUUUGGACAGUUUGCUUUUGUAUUGCUUUCUCUAAAUUAUCCAGACAAAAAAAAAUCGCUCAAAAGGACUGUUGAGCAAAACCUCUAAGGAAGAUCAGAUUAUUUCUUUCAUAAAUCAGGAUAUUUUGCAAAGUUUUUUUUUUUUGUAUUUCAUUCCAUGUUUUGGUCUGAAUGUGGUUACAGGAAUUAUUACAAAGACACAAAGGGGAAAAUAAAAACUGGCUUUGCAUAUGGAUCACAGUUGUUUUUUUGUAUAAACUUCCACUAUAGGAGAUAAUUUAUUGAAUUACUGUGCAGGACUGUUGCCUUUCUGAUCUAAAGUUUGUGCUUAUUUGUUAUGCAAUGUUACUGUAAUUCUUUUCUGGAUCAUUCCUGUUUUGAUGAGUUGCUUUUUCAAGGAUUUUUCUCACAGUGUAUUUUCUAUGCACAUGUUAAGAAGUUUACUAUGUGAGUACAAGUUACAUGUCAGUAACAAUAAAAAAUACAAUCUGUGUAGAAGACGAGCAACCCUCCUCCUACCUCCGUUUUGUCCCUUCAGAUUUUUUUUAUAUUUUACCUUAAAGUCCACAUUUUUAUUGCUACCAUUAAGAGGAAGGAGGAGAUGAAGUCCUGGCUAGGUUGCUUCUCAGCAUGCACAAAAAAAUAUAGACAGCACUUCAGGAAACAAACUUUUAAAAGACUUUUUAGCAGUCUCAUUUAACUGCUGCACCUAUCUUCAAUGGGGGAGCAGAUAGCUGAGUGGUUAGAGCGCUUGUGGAAGGUAAGGCACCGAGGGAGAGGGAGAGGA
Messenger RNA from Pomacea canaliculata, 2949 nucleotides. Its product is annotated as graves disease carrier protein homolog. Lineage: Eukaryota; Metazoa; Mollusca; Gastropoda; Architaenioglossa; Ampullariidae. The transcript has 8 exons. The record is from RefSeq and is a predicted model, not a curated record. Gene Ontology annotation, cellular component: mitochondrial inner membrane. The coding region runs from base 423 to 1385 and encodes 320 amino acids. Gene Ontology annotation, biological process: transmembrane transport.